This is a messenger RNA of Caenorhabditis remanei, 2889 nucleotides long. RefSeq lists its product as uncharacterized. Gene Ontology annotation, molecular function: Hsp90 protein binding. The record is from RefSeq and is a predicted model, not a curated record. The transcript has 7 exons. The coding region runs from base 1 to 2889 and encodes 962 amino acids. Lineage: Eukaryota; Metazoa; Nematoda; Chromadorea; Rhabditida; Rhabditidae.
AUGGUGGCUCGAGUACAAACAGCAGAAGAAAUCCGCGACGAGGGUAACGCGGCAAUUAAAGAUCAAGAUUAUGCGAAAGCUGAUGAAUUAUACACGGAAGCUCUUCAGCUCACCACCGACGAAGACAAGGCUCUCCGGCCUGUUUUAUACAGAAAUCGUGCUCUGGCACGUCUGAAAAGAGAUGAUUUUGAAGGUGCACAAUCAGAUUGUAAUAAGGCGCUGGAAUUCGACGGAGCCGAUGUGAAGGCGUUGUUUCGGCGGUCGUUGGCGAGAGAGCAGCUCGGAAAUGUUGGACCGGCGUUUAAUGAUGCGAAGGAAGCAUUGAGAUUGUCGCCUAAUGAUAAAGGAAUCAUCGAAACACUCCAACGUCUCGUGAAAGCCAACAAUGACAAAAUCAAACAGACCACCUCUUUGGCUAAUAAAGUAACAGACAUGGAGAAGCUGGCGUUCCGUGGCGAGGCGAAAGAUGCUCAACAGAAAAUGACAGCGUUGAACAACUUGCUGGUUUUGUGCAGAGAAUCGGAAUCUGGAGCGACGAGUGUCUGGAAUCAGGGCGCCAUCGUUCCCUUCAUCUUCAACCUCAUCAAUGACAAAGCUGAAAGCGAGGAUCUCAUCGUGACCGGAGUCAGAAUACUCGACGAAACUCUGAAAAACAAUGCGAGAGCGAUGAAAUUCUUGGCGAUGCACGAUCCGGACGGUCCGAAAUCUGCUCGAUUUGUGUGUCGUUUGAUGUGUAAAAGAGAUAAUAAAGAAUACGUGGAUGGUGCUGGAAUUCUAGUGCAGAGAGUGUUCAAUGCAAUGGCUAAAAUGGAUAGACAAAAGGAGAUGAAGCCAGAUCCAGAAGUUGCAGAAGCCAACAAAAUCUGGAUUGUUCGAGUGAUUCUCGAGCUUCAGGAGAUGCUUCAAGACCCGAAAGUCGGAAUUCUCCAACGUGAGACCGUAAUCGAUUUGUUCUUGAAAAAUCUGAUGCAUAUGGACGGUGGAAUUCCUCGUGGAUGGUCGUGGAAGUUUGUGGAUGAUCGUGGAUUGUUAGCACUGCUCGACGUGGCAUCACAGAUUCCCGAGCAGUGUGACUACCCGGUGUCGGCUGAAACUCGGCAACACGUGGCGAUUUGUCUACAGAGAUUGGAGGAGGACAUGGUUUUCGAUACGAAGAGAACCAUUUUUAAGGAGAGAGUCGAUUUCUUUUUCAACGCCCUCAUCUCCCGCGCCACGGAUGACGAAGAAGGUCACAAGUACCGAAUCAAACUGUCCUGUUUCCUUAUCACAAUGCUCCAAGGUCCAGUUGACAUCGGAAUAAAUCUUAUUAUCAACGACCAGCUGACACCAAUCAUGCUCCAGAUGGCAGCCUCGCAGAACCAUUUGAUGCAAGGAAUCGCCGCCGAGUUGAUUGUGGGAACCAUCGCGAAACACGAACGGGCGAUUAACAUGCUGAAAAUCGGAAUUCCAGUGUUGAGAGCUCUCUAUGACUCGGAGGAUCCUACUGUCAAAGUUAGAGCUCUGGUGGGAUUAUGUAAAAUUGGAGCGGCUGGAGGAGACGAUAUCUCGAAGGCGACGAUGAAAGAGGAGGCAGUGAUUAGUCUGGCGAAGACCUGCAAGAAGUUUCUUCUGGAAACUGAGAAAUACAGUGUUGAUAUCAGAAGAUAUGCUUGUGAAGGACUCUCUUACCUGUCGUUAGAUGCAGAUGUCAAGGAAUGGAUUGUAGAUGAUUCGCUGCUUUUGAGAGCGUUGGUGAUUCUGGCGAAGAGUGCAGGACCUCUCUGUGUCUACACUCUUGCGACGAUCUACGCGAAUCUGUCGAAUGCAUUUGAGAAACCAAAAGUCGAUGAGGAAAUGGUCAAAUUGGCUCAAUUCGCGAAGCAUCACGUUCCAGAGACCCAUCCGAAGGAUACAGAGGAAUUCGUUGAGAAGCGUGUCAGAGCUCUCGUCGAGGAGGGUGCCGUGCCAGCGUGUGUCGCUGUGAGCAAGACGGAGAGUAAGAAUGCGUUGGAGUUGAUUGCAAGAUCACUUCUGGCGUUUGUGGAGUAUGAAGACCUUCGUGGACGGAUCAUCGCUGAAGGAGGAACCGUUUUGUGUCUCCGUCUUACCAAGGAAGCUUCUGGAGAGGGAAAGAUUAAGGCGGCGCAUGCCAUUGCCAAGCUCGGCGCCAAAGCGGAUCCGACAAUCUCAUUCCCGGGACAACGUGCCUAUGAAGUGGUUAAACCACUUUGUGACUUACUCCAUCCGGAUGUUGAGGGAAAAGCCAACUAUGAUGCGCUCCUGACACUGACCAAUUUGGCAAGUGUCAGUGACUCGAUUCGUGGACGCAUUCUGAAGGAGAGGGCGGUGCCGAAGAUUGAGGAAUUCUGGUAUAUGACGGAUCAUGAGCAUUUGAGAGCCGCCGCCGCCGAGUUGUUGUUGAAUUUGUUGUUCCUCGAGAAGUUCUAUGAGGAGACUGUGGCGCCCGGCACCGAUCGUCUCAAGCUGUGGGUUCUCUACUCAGCGGAAGUCGAAGAAGAACGUCUCUCACGUGCCUCUGCAGCCGGAUUUGCCAUUCUCACAGAAGACGAAUCGGCGUGCGCCAGAAUAAUGGACGAAAUCAAAUCGUGGCCAGAAGUGUUCAAAGAUAUCGCAAUGCACGAGGACGCCGAGACUCAACGACGUGGAUUAAUGGGAAUCGCGAAUAUUAUGUUGUCAAGUAACAAGCUCUGCUCGGAAAUUGUGUCAUCUGAAGUGUUCCGAGUACUCGUCGCCGUCACAAAGCUGGGAACUAUCAACCAGGAACGCGCCGGAUCGACGGAGCAAGCGAAGAGAGCGUUAGGAGCCGCCGAGAAGUUUGGAUUGAUUAAGGCGACUGAUCGAGAGCUUUAUGAGAGAGAAAAUAAUGUGACAACUAUUCAAGAAGAGUAA